AUGCAGAACAAGAUAAGGCUGUUAGAGGAGGAGGCACAACAACAAGGAGCAGAUUGGGCAAAAAAAAGAUUAAAGGCAGGAGUAACAUAUGCAAGAAGAAAACAAUUAGAUCAAGCAAUACAACUUUAUGAUUCAGCAUUACAAUUAAAACCUGAUUAUGCUGAUGCAUUUAUUGCUAGAGGUGCUGCUUAUGCUAAUAAAUUGGACUACGAGAAGGCAAUGGCGGAUUUAGAUGCAGCAUUAGCCUUAGAGCCACACAAUAAGAAUGCCGCUAAAUAUAAAUCUAUUGUUAAGGAUAGGAUGGAGGGAAAAGAGCGUCCUGCUAGUAAGGAGAGGAGCAGCAGCAGCACAACUUGUGAGGAUAGAGACAGGACUCCCUCCCCUGGUCGUAAGUGUAGGUCCCCUGAGGUAGGCGCAACAGGGGCCUCGUUAGUAAUAAGGAAGCCUAAGACAGCAGCAGCAGCAGCAGCAGCAGCAGGAGCAGCAGGAGCAUUACCAUUAGGUGUAUCAAGAAAUGCAUUAACUAGUGCAGCAGCAGCAGCAAAUGCUGUACUUGAACAAGCUGCUGCUGCAGGUAGAGGAGGUAUAGGUAUAGGAGGGGGGGGCCUCCUAGGGCCCCGUAGCGCGCAGGAGCAGCAAAGGCAGCACCUGCUGCUGCUGCAGCAGCAAAAGAGGAGAGCAGCACUCAUGGAGCAGCAGCUCAAGCAUAGCCAAGAAUUAGAGAGACAAAUACAAAGAAAAAAAAAAGAAAGGGAAUUAAUGCUGCUGCAGCAGCAGCAGCAGCAGGCACACCUCAAAGCAGCAGCAAGUGCCAGCAGCAGCAGCAGCAGUAGCAGUAGCAGCAGCAGCAGCAGUAGCAGCAGCAGCAGCAGCAGCAGCAGCAGAAGCAGCAGAGAUAAAUCCCAUAAAAGCGAUAAGAAAAGCUCUAAAAGUGUUUUCUGCUGUUAG
Eimeria maxima is the source of this 948-nucleotide messenger RNA. RefSeq names its product TPR Domain containing protein, putative. The coding region runs from base 1 to 948 and encodes 315 amino acids. The transcript has 5 exons. The record is from RefSeq and is a predicted model, not a curated record. NCBI's taxonomy places the organism in Eukaryota, Apicomplexa, Conoidasida, Eucoccidiorida, Eimeriidae. Gene Ontology annotation, molecular function: protein binding.